This is a messenger RNA of Pseudomassariella vexata, 900 nucleotides long. RefSeq lists its product as uncharacterized. The transcript is spliced from 3 exons. The record is from RefSeq and is a predicted model, not a curated record. Bases 1 to 570 code for a protein of 189 amino acids. Lineage: Eukaryota; Fungi; Ascomycota; Sordariomycetes; Amphisphaeriales; Pseudomassariaceae.
AUGCUGCAGGAAAUCUAUAGGGUUACCUGCUGUCUGUGGAUAUUUCCAGAGAUGCUAAGCAAGCGACAUGCUCCUGCGGCAAGCAGCCCGCUCUGUCCUGCACAUGUAACAAGGCAACCGCCGAGAACACUGUUACGGACGCACGCUGCUCGUGUCGUGCUCGUCCCGCCGGUCAGUGCCACUGCGACAAUGCGAGCAAGGAGAAUGUAUCCGUCAAGGGCGACGCUUGUGCCUGUGGCGCCCGACCGACAGAAGCCUGCACAUGUGAGAAUGCCGCUGGAAAGGCUGGCAACGUGCCAACGAGAUCGACUUCACCACGAAGAAAUAAAGAGCACAUGUACUAGACUUGGGAGACGGGUCUUGGCUCGCACUUUAAAGGGCAUGGACAGCGUUGAGGAGUUCAAGCUUGGUCUCAGCAAGACAGGCAAGACAGGCAAGCAGGCAAGCAGGCAGGCAGAUAGGACAGACACUUGUGGUACACGUUUCAUCAUUAAGCUGGUCAUCUCCGACUCAAUGAACUAUUUGUAUUUCAUUUAUAUUUAUGGCUCAAUUCCAAUGAGUCUUCAGUGAUUUAUCAGCACAUCUAAUGUAUUCCGAAUGCUCAAGUGUGUUGGUGAAACAGCUACAACAUCGACUCGAUCGCCUCAGCUUCAAUGCUUUUUGUCGCUGACCACACAUGCUGACUAUUUUGAGAGCGGCUACGCAGUGAUUUUUCGAUGUAUUAAAUUGCAUUCAGGCCAUCAUGAACUCUGCUCGUCACUCGAUUCUAUCGCCGGAGAAUAGAAGCUUGAUAUAAUGUAGGCACAUUGUAGGCGACAAGACAGGCGAUCACCGAGCUAUUAUGAGGGCUGAUGGAUGUGCAGGGAGCUCGCUCUGGAUCACUUUCUGGCUGUUCAAUCU